This is a messenger RNA of Sciurus carolinensis (gray squirrel), 3263 nucleotides long. RefSeq names its product parvalbumin like EF-hand containing (gene Pvalef). Gene Ontology annotation, molecular function: calcium ion binding. The transcript has 6 exons. Gene Ontology annotation, cellular component: nucleus; cytoplasm. Bases 2743 to 3147 code for a protein of 134 amino acids. Lineage: Eukaryota; Metazoa; Chordata; Mammalia; Rodentia; Sciuridae. The record is from RefSeq and is a predicted model, not a curated record.
AGGACGACAUGGCCAGGGCCAGCAGCGCGACGGGCAUCCCCGGGCGGGCGCUGCGCUCAGGACGCCCGCGGCCCUGGCCCGCGCCGCGGCAUCGCCCAGCGGCCGCCGCAGGGAAUCAGUGGGGAGUGUACAGAGACUUCCUGAAGUUCAACAACAGAAGUCGAGCAAUGUGAUUCAAAAACAGACAAGAACUGAGAGACGCUUCUCAGAGCAGACACGGGCAUGGCCAGGAAGCACCUGGGAAGGCGCUCAGCAUCCCGAGUCUCAAGGACACCAGACCAAACCACCAUGAGGCCCUCCCACACCCACAGGAGGCUACGAUCGGAAGGCGGCAACGUGGAGACACGGGCCCACGCAGCAGCGGCCCCUCCAUGGGGUCCAGCACCUCUGCUUCUGGCCAUUCUCCAGAAGCACUGCAGGCAGGGACAGGAGGAAACGCGGCACCCAGGCGUCCAUCAGCAGAGGGGCAGACAAACGAAAUGUGAUCCGUCCACACACAGGAAAGUUCUGCAGCCCUGAGAAGAAAUGAGCUCUUUUCCCUCAGGUGCCCACAGGGCUCCUGCCCACCCAGUGCCCUUGGCAUGGUAAAAACAAACCAAGGUCUCGCUCUGCCCAGGUCUCCCCGGUGCCGGAGCUGCACCUUUGCCGCGGGGUGGAAGAAGGAACCGUGGGUGAGCUCCCGCUCUGGAGCUACGGCACUGGCUGACCAGGGGCAGCUCUCCUCCCAGGCCCUGGAGGCGCCCACGUCUGUGCCAACCAGUAUGUGGUAAAAAGCUGAGGCCAAGACGACCUCCGCAUCGCAGGACCACCCGGCUCGAGUCUCCAAAUCAGCAAGGCGCGGCCCCGCUCAGGGGCCAAGGGGCUCCAGACAGGGGUGUGGAUGCCCUCGGGAAGCCCUGGGCAUGGUGGCCAAGUCAUCCUGUCCCUCCGCAUCAAGUUGCAGAACAAGGAGCACAUGGCCGAGGUCCAUGCAGGGCCAAGUUCAAUUCCCCGGCCACCAGAAGGUCCACAUUUCAAAGGAGGAGGACGUGACCAAGUUUAGUGCAGACAGGUUUUAAGAUGUGGUGACUGAGUAGCAGCUCGUCCACAGUUGUGGUCUCCCGGACAAUUGGGGAGCCUGCACUCCUGAGGACUGCCAUGUGCCCUUAGUCACUCCGCCAGUAAAUCCUGUAUCAUGACCGAGAAAAAGAUGAAAAAAAGGGAUCCGGACGCGUGCCGCACCACGGACUCUGAAAUUCUUGUGCUAAGUGAAACAAGCCAGGCACACAGGGACGGGACCAGCGGAGGCCAGGCACGCAGGGACGGGACUGCAGAGGCCAGGCAUGCAGAGGCUUCCUCCAGAGCUGCCCAGAACCACCCCUUCAGCAGGGCAGAGCGGGGAGGCCGGCAGCUGGGAGCAGGGAGGAGAGUCAGGUGUGGGGACAGGCUUCCGUCUGGAAGGUGGUGUCCCCUGGAGAGGACAGUGGUGGUGGCCGCACCACCCCGGGUGUGUGCUCAGCUGCUGACAGUGCACUUAAAGCCGGCCAUAGUGGUGAGCUUCUACCACAGUGAAAAAGGAGAAAGAAGAGAAGCAGCUGGAGGAACCGGGAGAGGCCAGCCUCCUCGCGGGGCCUCCCCGAGUGCUUUGACCUGCGCGGACCUUCCACCGCAGUGCACUCCUCAGGGUCCCAGCAAAGCAAGGACACUGGCUAGGCCCCAAAGAUGCUGAGGAUUUCCCCAGUCCCUUGCUGCUGCGGACAGAGGCGGCUCAGCCCGCCACCCCUCACUCUACUGGGCCUGGUAUCUGCCCUGAGGCUCCAGGUGGCUCUGUGACCCCCAUGCCUGGUUAGGACAGGCCUCAUGGUCUCCUCGAACAAAAAGAACGGGUGUUUAUUUUUCCCCUUCCUGGGGUCUUCUGAAUGAAGUGACAGAGCCUCCGGGCAGGGCCUACCCAAGGCUGACGGCACUGCAUAACACGUCCAUCACUGCUGACCCUGGGGAAGGGGGACUUCAGGGCAGCAAAACCACCAGCAGACCAGGAACUGUGCCCAGCCAUGCCCCGCCCUGCCCUCUGCACGGCCUGCGUCCCCAGGGGUCCACCUCAUGGGGCCCAGCUGGGCUCUGGGUACUACCUGCGCAGAAGGGGACAAGGUACCUGGUGCUCAGAGCCAGGCAGGGGCAGCCCUGGCCUCCUCGCCCACCAGAGGGACACCAGAGGGAAGAGGUCUGUGCCGCACCCUCCGGAGGCCUCCCAGCAGCAGUCAGCCUCCGGCUCCGCUGCACUGCGUGUCUUCCUGGCCCAAGUCCCCGACCUGCCAAAGACCACCUCUCCAGGGUCCCACCACCCCUGCCACAGCUGGGCAGUGGCCACAGCCUCCUCUCUUGGGCCUCAUGGCCCAGCGCUCCAGUGCCUGGGGCACAGGGCUGUGGCAGAGGAUCCAGGUCUGGGUUCCAUCCUGUGACCUUGGGCGAGGCCCUUGGCCCUGCAUCAGUCUGCCUGCCCCUCCCCCACACCAUGCGGGCAAGGCCAGGUGCUGCCCAUGGCUCGUCUGCCCAGUCUGGAUGGACUCGCCAAGUGCCAGCAAGCCCCUUGGGGCCGCCGGUGCCAGGCUGGAGUGCCCAGGAGGGGUGAGGGGACAGCUGUAACCACAAGAUGUAAACAGGCUGGGCAGGUCCCAGGUAUAAAGCCUGAAGCCCCCGCAGCCAUUCAACACACGGCCUGACCUGCCUCUCCAGGGCCCUCGAGGAAAGCAGGCGGACAGGAUGGACGAGGACUUCUCCUCCCAGAUGAAGAAGGUGGCGCUGGCCAUGGGCACGUCUCUGUCAGACAAGGACAUAGAGCUCCUGCCCUCAGACAUGAGGCACCACGGGUCCUUCAACUACCUCAGGUUCUUUGAGUACAUGCGCCAGUUCCAGGCCUCAGGACAGCUGGAGAGCGCCAUUCGCAAGGCCUUCCAGACCCUGGACAAGGACAAGAGCGGCUUCAUUGAGUGGAACGAGAUCAAGUACGUCCUGUCCACCAUCCCCAGCGGCAUGCCCACUGCCCCACUGACAGAUGAGGAGGCCGAGGCCAUGAUCCAGGCGGCCGACAUGGACGGGGACGGGAGGAUCGACUACGAAGAAUUUUCUGAAUUAAUCAAGAAGGAGAAAAUCCCGAGGAAGAAGUAACACCACGAGCAGCCCUGGGCCAGUGAGCAGCCCCUGUGGGCUGUGCCCCAGCGGACGUUCUCGGAGGAGACCAUGAGGGUGGACGCCCUGUGCCAGGGAGGUGGGAGAAACACGCU